AUGAUAAUUCGUGUUAUCAGCGGUAUUGGUAUAAGCCGUGUCACCUUACCGGCUGAUGCCACUUUGGCUGAUCUCAAAAAUGAGAUUCACAAUCGUAUACAUGUUCCUGAUGGGACGACGCUGAAAUUCGUCAUUGCAGACUCUAAUUUGGAGGUGUGUUUAAAUUUUGAUGUGUACAAACCGCGUCAGAUUAGUGGAAGCGACGACGAGGCGUUGGCAAGGUUUGGCGUUGAGCAUGGCUCUUGCUUACGUCUGAUUUCGGUUUCGUCUAAUUCUUCUGGUAGCGAUGAUUUAUCUUAUUUGCCGUCAUCCCAGCCUACUGAGCGCCCACCUGUCUCCGAGCAAACUCAGCCGGCCCCUAGCAAUGUUGAGCCGACUUCUACCAAGGAAGCCAAACCAGAUGGCGUUUCUACGCCGUCGUUUAAGUCCUUUGAUGCAUAUUUGCGCGACACUGGAUAUGCAGUCUCUGAGUUGGCGCUGCAGCAGUCGUACAAACCCGUAUUCCUAGAGCGCGGGAAAAUGAACAAGUUACCUUCCGGAGUGACGGUCAAGCAUCAGCCUUAUCGUCACGUGGACCACCUUGAGCUUAUGAAUGCCGAGGACAUUCAAAAUUUCGCUAACUACUGGAUGAGCGACCUUGAAAUGGCUGAGCAGCGUGCGGGUUGGCUGUACGGAUACUACGUGGAGGACGCUCACUAUCCGCUCGGUAUUCGCGCAGUUUGCGAAGGUAUAUACGAACCACCGCAGAAGUCGACGCUGUGUGAUGUGGAAUUUUUGCCGGACGAGUUCCUUCCUGUUGUCGACACCAUUGCUGGGCGGUUCGGGCUCGAGCGCAUAGGACACAUAAUAACCCAUUUACCCCGCGAUAACUAUCUGUCGCCGCAGGAGGUUAUCGACAGCGCGAUGGUCCAGCUGCAACGGGCACAUUCAACGCACUACACGGGGUACCCGGUGUCUACUCAUGUGACAUGCACGCUUCACCCCGAUUCUGAAGGCAAGCCGGCUUUGAAUGUCUUCAUGGUCUCUGACACCGCAAUGGCGUUGUUAAGAGAUGGCAUUAUAAGGGAAGUGCAGAGCGACCCUAUGUUUGUCAGCAUCCGCGAACCUACUCAACCUAACGAGGUUCUUCCACAGAUUAUCGAGUCUGGCAAAGAGGUGACGAAAUUCGACCCAAGCUGGUUUGUGAUACGUGUCAACGAUUCAGCUCCCAUAAAACCUAAUUCCAUGUUCAAGUAUUCCAACUUUCCACGGGAGAACCGCGGCGGCCCAUCGGUGACAACAGAUGCCGUUAAGAGCUUCUUGUCCAGCCGGUUCGCAAGCGGUUUGACCGCUUCCGAUCCGGAAAUAUUUAGCGACUUUCACCUGUUAUUGUUUUUGGCCAAGAUUCUCGACCUUGAAACUACUCUCGCCAUUUGCGACGCGGUUAUGGGCUCAGCUCCACUUGAUCCUAUUAUGGUUGAGCUGCUGAUGGCGAACUAA
Babesia ovata is the source of this 1479-nucleotide messenger RNA. Its product is annotated as NPL4 family protein. The record is from RefSeq and is a predicted model, not a curated record. Gene Ontology annotation, molecular function: ubiquitin protein ligase binding; ubiquitin binding. The coding region runs from base 1 to 1479 and encodes 492 amino acids. NCBI's taxonomy places the organism in Eukaryota, Apicomplexa, Aconoidasida, Piroplasmida, Babesiidae. The transcript is spliced from 3 exons. Gene Ontology annotation, cellular component: nucleus. Gene Ontology annotation, biological process: ubiquitin-dependent protein catabolic process.